CGGCUCGCCUGGCAUCCGAGCAGGCCCGGGCGGAGGCGGCUGCGGCGGCGCGGCAGGCGUCCGAGGAGACGAAGGCGGCGCAGGCUGCGGCGCGCGAGGCUGCCCGGCGCGACGCUGACGAGUCAAAGUCCGCCGCCGCCGCGAGCAAGAAGGCGGAGGCGGCGGCGGCGGCGGAGGCGCGGGCGGCCGCAGACGCGCAGAAGCGGGUCGAGGCGGAGUCCAAGAAGGCGGCGGAGGAAGCUGCUCGCAAGGAGGCUGCCGAGGCGAGGGCUGCGGCUGCGGCUCAGCAGAAGACCGAGGCGGAGGCGGCCAAGCAGCGUGCGGCGGAGGAGAAGGCCGAGGCGAAGUCGCGCCUCGAGCAGUCCAAGCUCGACACCGCCCGCCAGCAGCAGGAGGCGCGAGCGGCCGAGGCUGCGAAGAAGGAGGCGGCCGCACGGGAGGCAGCCGAGGCCAAGGCGGCCGCGGUGGCUGCCAAGGAGACUGCGGCGCGGGAGACGGCCGAGCAGAAAGCGGCGGCGGCAGCGCAAAAGAAGUCCGAGGCCGAGGCGGCCAAGCUGGCUGCGGAGACUGCUCGCGCAGAGAAGGCUGCUGCGGCGACGCGGCAGGCGGAGGAAGCCAAGGCGGCGAAGGCGGAGGCGGCGCAGCAGGCGGCCGCGGCGAAGGCCGAGGCGAAGUCGCGCCUCGAGCAGUCCAAGCUCGACACCGCCCGCCAGCAGCAGGAGGCGCGCGCGGCCGAGGCUGCGAAGAAGGAGGCGGCGGCACGGGAGGCAGCCGAGGCCAAGGCGGCCGCGGUGGCUGCCAAGGAGACUGCGGCGCGGGAGGCGGCCGAACAAAAAGCGGCGGCAGCAGCGCAAAAGAAGUCCGAGGCCGAGGCGGCCAAGCUGGCUGCGGAGACUGCUCGCGCAGAGAAGGCUGCUGCGGCGACGCGGCAGGCGGAGGAAGCCAAGGCGGCGAAGGCGGAGGCGGCGCAGCAGGCGGCCGCGGCGAAGGCCGAGGCGAAGUCGCGCCUCGAGCAGUCCAAGCUCGACACCGCCCGCCAGCAGCAGGAGGCGCGCGCGGCCGAGGCUGCGAAGAAGGAGGCGGCGGCACGGGAGGCAGCCGAGGCCAAGGCGGCCGCGGUUGCUGCCAAGGAGACUGCGGCGCGGGAGGCGGCCGAGCAGAAAGCGGCGGCUGCGCAACGUGCGGCGGAAGAAAAGG
Messenger RNA from Emiliania huxleyi CCMP1516, 1197 nucleotides. RefSeq lists its product as hypothetical. The annotation marks the transcript as partial. The transcript has 5 exons. NCBI's taxonomy places the organism in Eukaryota, Haptophyta, Isochrysidales, Noelaerhabdaceae. The record is from RefSeq and is a predicted model, not a curated record.